This is a messenger RNA of Paramuricea clavata, 1216 nucleotides long. Lineage: Eukaryota; Metazoa; Cnidaria; Anthozoa; Malacalcyonacea; Plexauridae. The record is from the annotation of a GenBank genome assembly.
AUGAUCCUCAUAAAUGAAACGGACCUUCAUCAUACAGUUGUGAGUUACAUUAGGAAUAACCGCCCUGAGGCUGUAAUAAUACCAGGUCUUGGUGAGUACCAGGAUACAGUGUCAAAGAGAUGUGAUGCCUGGAAGAAGGGUUAUAAAGGUGGUCAGCCAGAUCUUAUUAUAGAGAACCCUAUGGGGAAGUACACAGGAUUUGCAAUUGAAUUUAAGUCUCCUAAGGGCACUGGAACUACAAGUGAGAAGCAAAUCCUAUGGCUUAAGAGACUGAGGGAAAUAGGAUACAUGACAGUGAUAUCCGACGACUUGAUUCAAAUUUGUAUCAAAAUUAACGAGUACUUCUCACUUAGGAAGAAAGUUAAAACAGUAAGGGUGAAGAAUGUAGUUGGGGAUGUAAAGCUGUACAAGCCAAGGUUCAAAUCACACAAGUACUAGUUUAGUGCCAAGUAGAUUUGAGACAUCUUGCAAGUAAAUUCAAUUAAGUUAUCUCACCAGUUAUCUCACCAGUAGAUUUAAGUUAUCUUACAAGUAGAAUUGAGUUAUCUUGCAAGUAAAUUCAAGUUAUCUCACAAGUAGAAUUCAAGAUAUCUCAUAAGAUGAAACCAAGUUAAACCUAAGGUAUCUUACAAGUAGAAUGGAAGAUAAACCUGAGCAAAUUCAAGUACCAGUAACAAGUGAAAAGAAGAAGGACCCAAAAAGAGUAGCUGCAGGGAAACGACUAGCUGCAAUCAGUAGAAUAGCAAAGGAGAGGAAAAAGAAACUGGCUGAACCUAGGGAGUCACCUAGCAAUGAUAGUAUGAUUACCUACAUAGGAGUGGCCAUUGCAUUGAUAUCUCUUGUGCUAGCAUAUAAAACACAUCAGAGGGAAACUAAGGAACUAGAACCUGAGUUCAUCCCUAAAACUGUAGAAGUAACUAAGAAAGCUGAUGAGUCCAAGUUAGAUUCACUUGAAUGAUACAUUAAACAUACCAUAUAUUAUAGCAAGAUGAGUAAAGAAUCAAAGAUGACUAUGGAAGUGUACAACGCAGUGUUACUUACAGCAGGAGCAGUUGGUAUAUCAAUGGCAUCAAAGAAACUAUUGAAAGAACCAUUAGGUACCCCAGAUAAUGUAAAAGGAAUGGUGAAGUUAGCUGUCUCAGUUAGUCUUUCAUCUCUACUGGUGUCUUACUUGAAAGAAAAGAAGUAUCUACCGGAUGAUCCAUUCAAAACCUAG